Molecule: messenger RNA, 4368 nt
Organism: Salmo salar (Atlantic salmon)
Lineage: Eukaryota; Metazoa; Chordata; Actinopteri; Salmoniformes; Salmonidae
Source: RefSeq, a predicted model, not a curated record
UGGUUUAUUCCACAAAACUAAAUGUAUAUACUAGUCUUGACCGUUAUAAUAUAUAAACCCAGCAGUGCUAGCUAAUAGUGGUGGGUGUUCUCACUUCCCUAUAUCCGCGUCAGAGUCAGCUGACAGAAGAGGCUCUUUGAAGCGGUCGACAUCUUGAAUUGGAAUAAGAAAGUGAUAUAAAAACCUUGAUCUUAACCAUACUGUUUAAAAAGUAUUGCUUUCAGGACACGUAGCAAAGUCUUGUGAUCUAAACGGGCCUGUGCAUCUUCAGUCAUCCUCAUGGCCUGUUAUGACUGAGAGGCUGCCAUCAUGAUUGGAGGAUUGUUCAUCUACAACCACAAGGGGGAGGUGCUGAUCUCCCGCGUCUACCGCGAUGACAUAGGGCGCAAUGCGGUGGAUGCGUUCCGCGUGAACGUGAUCCAUGCACGGCAGCAGGUGCGCUCACCGGUCACCAACAUCGCUCGCACCAGCUUCUUCCACGUCAAGCGCUCCAACAUCUGGCUGGCGGCGGUCACCAAGCAGAAUGUUAACGCCGCCAUGGUGUUCGAGUUCCUCUACAAGAUGUGCGAUGUCAUGACAGCCUACUUCGGCAAGAUCAGCGAGGAGAACAUCAAGAACAACUUUGUGUUAAUCUACGAGCUGCUGGACGAGAUCCUGGACUUUGGCUACCCCCAGAACUCGGAAACUGGCGCACUGAAGACCUUCAUCACUCAAACGGGCAUCAAGAGCCAGCACCAUUCCAAGGAGGAGCAGUCUCAGAUCACCAGUCAGGUGACUGGGCAGAUUGGCUGGCGUCGCGAGGGCAUCAAGUACCGUCGCAACGAGCUCUUCCUGGAUGUACUGGAGAGCGUCAACCUGCUGAUGUCUCCACAAGGCCAGGUGCUGAGCGCCCACGUCUCAGGCCGCGUGGUGAUGAAAAGCUACCUGAGCGGCAUGCCGGAGUGCAAAUUUGGCAUGAACGACAAGAUCGUCAUCGACAAACAGGGCAAGGGGGGCGCCUCCGAGGAGGCGGCGGGCAAAAGUGAUUUGGGGGGCAGUGGCGGUGGUGGCGGUAAGCAAUCCAUAGCCAUUGACGACUGUACAUUCCACCAGUGUGUGCGUCUCAGCAAGUUUGACGCUGAGCGCAGCAUCAGCUUCAUUCCUCCGGACGGAGAGUGUGAGCUCAUGAGGUACCGCACCACCAAGGACAUCAUCCUACCCUUCCGUGUCAUCCCCCUUGUCAGGGAGGUGGGCCGCACCAAGCUUGAAGUCAAGGUGGUCAUUAAGUCCAACUUCAAGCCCUCGCUUCUGGCUCAGAAAAUUGAGGUGCGCAUCCCCACCCCUCUCAACACCAGCGGGGUCCAGGUGAUCUGCAUGAAGGGCAAGGCCAAGUACAAGGCCAGCGAGAAUGCCAUCGUCUGGAAGAUCAAGCGUAUGGCAGGGAUGAAGGAGUCUCAGAUCAGUGCCGAGAUCGAGCUGCUGCCCACCAACGACAAGAAGAAGUGGGCGCGCCCUCCCAUCUCCAUGAACUUUGAGGUGCCAUUUGCUCCGUCCGGGCUCAAGGUGCGCUACCUGAAGGUGUUCGAGCCCAAGCUGAACUACAGUGACCACGACGUCAUCAAAUGGGUGCGCUACAUCGGCCGCAGCGGCAUCUACGAGACACGCUGCUAACCGCCCCCUCGCAAUCGGGUGGAAAGAGCGGUGCAACAGGGAGGAGGGAGCGAAAGACAACAACAUGGGAUCAAGACGACAGCAUGGGAUCGCUACCUUCCCAUCGAUUCUGUUUUUUCCCAUGGGCUGGCUGACAAAGGAAAACAAAUUUAAAAAACAGGACCAUGCUUUCAAAAGUGUUGAAAAUUAUGAAAUUAUUAAACACAUAAAUGUAUAGAUAAUGCAAACGUCCUGUGGAGUACAAAAAAUACCAUCUGCAUCUAAAGGGUCUUUGACCUCUUAAUCUAAACAAAAAAUCCAUUCCACCCCUAUGAAAUGUCGUUUCUUCAUAUAGUACUACUGAGCAGAACAACAUAGGGCUCUGGUCAAAUUAAAGCCACAAGUUACAUUACCAUAGUUGUCUACUAUUCCUGUUCUACCCAUCUAUUCCUCAUGUCACUGAAUUAGUGGAUGACUGUACGCCUUGCCAAUAACCACAGAUCUGACCAUGUGUCAUUGGCUUAGGGGUAACUGCUACCCUCCCUCUCUUGAUGCUGGUGUAGUAGUGUGUGUGUCGCUCUUCUGUUUUCCUGUCCUACCUCUCUCUCCCCAGCCCUGCCCCUGUAUCUGUAUAUCCAACCGGUGGAGUCCCUCUUUAGCCUAGUGUGUAGUUUGCAGCAGUAUGCAGUGUAGAUGCAUCCAUUAAGUGUCAUGCCAUUUUCAAUCCAUUUUAUACGUUUUGUUUUUGUAACACCCCGCCUUCCCUUUAGUAUAUUAGUGAUGAAUCGUCUUGUGUUUUUGUAUUUAGUGCUUUGUCGUGCUUCUCUAAAGCUCUCUGGCCCCCAUUCCAUCGUGCUCACUGUCUUUUCCUACACUCAAGUCCUCUACUAUUUCCAAUAGCUGUGAGUUAGUGUUAUUGUCAUUUAUGAUUCCUCUAUUUACGCAGAUAUAAUAAUGAAGAUUUUUUAUCUGUGGUUCCUGUUGUUUUCUGUCUAAGUGCUGCACAUUUCUAUAUUGUAUGAAUCGAGCAGAGCCAGUUGUUACGGUCUCAAGAGUCUGCUGUUAGUGACAGUGUCUGUUUAGGAGACUCAGUUGAGCAGAUCUCUGUGUGUGUCUGUGUUGCUAUUCUUCCCCAGGACCAUGUUCUGCUCAACAUCUUUUAGGAGUCUGGAAUUCUCACCCUCCCAUACGCUUUACUUUAGCAUGGGUGUAUUUCUUGUCCAGUUAAAGGGAUAGUUCACCUAAAUUACACUGGCAUUGGUUUCCUUACCCUGUAAGCCAGUCUAUGGACAAGGUAUGACAACCAACAUGCUUUGGUUUACUUUCCCUGGCACUGUUUUCACGUGCUAACGUUUUAGCAUUUUUAGCACAAAUCUCAUUCAAGUCAUGGGACCAAUAUUGGCAUUUGUCAUGCAUCAUGUUCAUACAUUUGGACAUGAUGAAUACGAAUUUGUUCUGACUUUUGUUCUGACUAACUGACUUGCCUAGUUAAAUAAAGGUCAAUUUUGGUCAUUUUAACAUCUUGACCAUGUUCUGUUAUAAUAUCCACCCGGCACAGCCAGAAGAGGACUGGCCACCCCUCAUAGCCUGGUUCCUCUCUAGGUUUCUUCCUAGGUUUUGGCCUUUCUAGGGAGUUUUUCCUAGGGAGUUUUUCCUAGCCACCGUGCUUCUUUCACAUGCAUUGCUUGCUGUUUGGGGUUUUAGGCUGGGUUUCUGUACAGCACUUUGAGAUAUCAGCUGAUGUACGAAGGGCUAUAUAAAUACAUUUGAUUUGCUUUGUUAGAUUAAAAAAAUAUGCGUAAAAAUUGCUAAUAUCAGUCCCAAGACUUCAAUGGGACUUGUGGCCCAAAUGCUAAAAUGUUAGCAUGUAGCAACGGUGCCAGGGAAACUAAACCAAAGCAUGGCUUGCUCUCCUACCUUGUCUAAAGACUGCUUACAGGGUAAGAAAACCAAAUCGUAAUUUGGGGGAACUAGCCUUUUAAGCUUCAAUAAACCGCUAUACUCCAUGUGCACUGAUUCCCCCACCCGUACAAAAAUAUUGUUUACAACUUCAUUUUGAAAUCCGUUUAAUGAAGGGGUUUGGAUUUAUGGAACAAUGGUGUGUGUUACCAGAGAGCAAGAGAUGAACUGCGUCCCAAAUGGCUCCAUAUAUAGUACAUUACUUUUAGUCUCGAUCCCAAAUGGCACCCUGAGUGCUCAACUCCUCUCAGCCUACUAGACUGCAUUUCAAAUUAACAUUUUAAAACAUUCCACAUUUUCACUGAGUGCGGGUUGAGAUAGCAUUCCUCUUCCUCCCAUAUUCCUUCUACUUCCAUCAUGGCUUUUGUGUGUAUUAAACAAAGGCUAUCAGAUUGUCUGAGCAGUUGCAACAAACACUGAGUGACACUACAAAGUUUCCAUUCUCUUUUUCUCUGUCACUACAUUCUACUAAUUAACACUAAAAUUGGUUCUGCUAACUUCUGAAAAACCCUAUCUCUCUGGCUGUCUGUAAUGGCACACUAUUCCCAAAACCCCAUGGGUCCUGGCCAAAAGUAGUGCACUAUAUAGGCAAUAGGGUGCCAUUUCAGACCUAGUCUCUUUCUCUGGUCAAUGCCCACUAUGUCAUGCCACACCCUGAGAGAUGGGGAGGGAGAGUCCUGGGGGCUUGCCCCCUCCGCUUCAAUGUUUCAAUGGGCUCCAUUUGGUAACUUUGUGACUGUCAAGGUAAUCCCAAUAAAAAGAAAGGUGUAACCAAUGGAA